Molecule: messenger RNA, 2977 nt
Organism: Malus domestica (apple)
Lineage: Eukaryota; Viridiplantae; Streptophyta; Magnoliopsida; Rosales; Rosaceae
Source: RefSeq, a predicted model, not a curated record
CGUUCUGAUUUCAAAUCGCGAGGGAAGAAGCGACAGGACUCCUCAGCGGAACCUGCCCUUUUUCCAGAGGCAUGCAGCCGCUGAAACACCGCCAGGUGCCGCUUCACAUUUAUCACCCUCUCAGUCCCUCAGUCUCUCUCUCUCUCUCUCUCUCUCUCUCUCUCUCUCUCUGAUCACAGCAAAACAAUGGCCCUUUUUGUCUUCUUCCUCCCCUCUCGUUUUCCCCUUUGGCUUUAUAUUUUUGCUCUGCGCCCCUCCUCUCCUCCCCACCUUAGACUUCCGCUCUCGCCCUUUCCUGAUUUGCUCCACCGUCCCCUUCUUUCUUCUCGCCGGAGCCUCCAUUGUCAGUCAUGCGGAAUACCAUUCAGGACACCCUCGCUGCACACAGGAAUGAGCUUGUUUCUCUUUUCUCCAGGUAUGUUGCUCGAGGAAAUGGGAUUCUACAACCCCAUCAAAUGAUAAGCGAGCUCGAAAACGUGAUCAUGGACGAUGAAGGCAUGCAGAAGCUCAAAGAUAGCUCCUUCAGCAAGGUCUUACAGUCUGCCCAGGAAGCAAUUGUUCUUGCUCCUUUCGUGGCUCUUGCACUUCGUCCAAGACCUGGUGUUUGGGAGUAUGUUCGAGUUAAUGUGUAUGAACUCAGUGUGGAUCAUUUGAGUGUUGCAGAAUAUCUUCGGUUCAAGGAAGAGCUUAUUGACGGAGAGUGCAACGACAAGUAUGUGCUUGAACUUGAUCUGGAGCCAUUUAAUGCAUCAUUCCCUCGACCAACCCGUUCGUCAUCAAUUGGAAAUGGGGUUCAAUUCCUUAACCGUCAUUUAUCUUCAAAUAUGUUCCGUAACAAAGAAAGUUUGGAGCCUCUUCUCGACUUUCUUCGUACGCACAAACAUGAUGGUCAUGCAAUGAUGCUAAAUGAUCGGAUUCAGAGCAUACCCAGACUUCAGUCUGCUUUAGCAAAGGCAGAGGAAUAUCUUUCUAAGUUCCCAUCAACUACACCAUAUUCUGAGUUUGAAUUUGACUUACAAGGAAUGGGAUUUGAGAGAGGGUGGGGUGACACAGCACAACGGGUGUCAGAGAUGGUGCAUCUUCUCCUGGAAAUUCUUCAGGCUCCUGAUCCCUCUACCCUGGAAAACUUUCUUGGGAGGAUCCCUAUGGUGUUCAAUGUUGUCAUAGUGUCUCCACACGGCUACUUUGGCCAAGCUAACGUCUUGGGUUUGCCUGACACUGGAGGGCAGGUUGUUUAUAUACUGGACCAAGUGCGUGCCUUGGAGAGUGAGAUGCUUCUUAGAAUACAAAACCAAGGAUUGGAUGUUAUUCCAAAAAUUCUGAUUGUUACCCGACUGAUACCUGAUGCAAAAAGGACAACAUGCAACCAAAGAUUGGAAAGAGUCAGUGGUACAGAACACACACAUAUCUUGCGGGUACCUUUCAGGACUGAGAAUGGAAUUCUGCGGAAAUGGAUUUCAAGAUUUGAUGUGUGGCCUUACUUGGAGAACUUUGCAGAGGAUGCCUCGAAUGAAAUUGCUGCUGAGUUGCAGGGUGUUCCAGAUCUAAUCAUUGGAAACUACAGUGAUGGAAAUCUUGUUGCAACUCUGCUAUCUUAUAAACUGGGAAUCACACAGUGCAACAUUGCUCAUGCAUUGGAGAAAACAAAGUACCCAGAUUCUGAUAUAUUUUGGAAGAAGCAUGAAGAUAAGUACCACUUUUCAAGUCAAUUCACAGCCGAUCUCAUUGCAAUGAACAAUGCAGAUUUCAUAAUCACCAGUACAUACCAAGAGAUUGCCGGAAGCAAGAAUAACGUUGGACAGUAUGAGAGCCACACUGCCUUCACUCUUCCUGGGCUGUAUCGAGUUGUUCACGGGAUUGAUGUUUUUGAUCCCAAGUUUAAUAUUGUCUCCCCGGGAGCAGAUAUGUGUAUAUACUUUCCAUAUUCUGACAAGGACAAAAGGCUUACUGCUCUACAUGGGUCCAUUGAAGAACUCUUAUAUGGUGCUGAGCAGAAUGACGAGCAUAUUGGGCUGUUGAGUGAUCGAUCAAAGCCUAUUGUCUUUUCCAUGGCAAGACUUGAUAGAGUGAAAAAUUUAACCGGACUUGUUGAGUGCUAUGCUAAGAGCACCAAGCUAAGAGAAAUGGUAAACCUUGUUGUGGUUGGUGGUUACAUGGAUGUCAAGAACUCUAGGGAUAGAGAAGAAAUUACAGAGAUUGAAAAGAUGCAUGACCUCAUUAAGAACUACAACUUGAGUGGCCAGUUCCGAUGGAUAGCAGCACAGAUGAACCGUGCUCGUAAUGGUGAGCUCUACCGCUACAUUGCAGACACAAAAGGCAUCUUUGUGCAGCCUGCUUUCUAUGAAGCUUUUGGCCUCACCGUGGUGGAAGCCAUGACUUGUGGCCUUCCUACUUUUGCAACUUGUCAUGGUGGCCCCGCUGAGAUCAUUGAGCACGGUACCUCAGGGUUCCAUGUUGAUCCCUAUAACCCUGACCAAGUGGCUGAACUCCUGACUGACUUCUUUGAUCAGUGCCAGAAGGAUCCUGGCUACUGGGAAAAGAUAUCUCAAGCAGGGCUUAAACGAAUUUAUGAAAGGUACACUUGGAAGAUAUAUUCAGAGAGGCUGCUCACAUUAGCUGGGGUUUAUGGCUUCUGGAAGCAUGCGUCUAAGCUUGAGAGGCGAGAGACAAGGCGAUAUCUGGAGAUGUUUUACACUCUCAAGUACCGGAAUCUGGUGAAGUCCAUUCCGCUGGCUGUUGAUGAGCAGCAUUGAACUGUUAUACAUGCCGAUGAAGCUGUCAGUCAGCUUGUUACUGCUUAAGUAUGCACUUGAAUUUCUGGUGUUGGCGAUCCUGUCUAACUGCUAUGGACAGGACCGUGUUGUUAUUUCUUCUCGUUUGGUUUAAGAUGUUGUAAUUUCCCGUGGACCUUUGUAGUGUGUGUUAAAUCCCCGAGCUUCGUGCUCUACCUUUAAUAAGUUGAUAUUAUGGUACUGAA